CGGAAAUAACUCAUCUAAAUGAGGUGAAAUAAAAUUUAUUCUACAAGGAAUAAUCUUUAUCUAUUCGAACCAUUUUCUAUGGAAUUAACCAUUUAGACCAUAUUUGGAAAAAAACACUUAAAAGUAUAUCGUUUCUUUUCUCAUCAAAACAAAUAUUUCCCAUAUUUACCAUAAAAAAACAAUGGAUAAUUCUGACGAUACAAUCACAUCAAACAUUAAUGAACAAAGUGUCAAAGAACCAUUAUAUAAAAAUUAUAUUUUCGUAUUUAUGAUUGUUGGUUUGGUAACAAUAAUUCCUUUGAUUAUUAUCAACAUAGCAGUAAUGAUGAAAAGACGAUUAUCAAGAAUAUGUCGCAUAUUAUUACUUUGCAUUUGUUUAUCACUUGGAUCUUGUGUCAGUGCAUUAGCAUUUACGCAUUAUGCAUUAGGACCGAUUGAUAUAACGUUAACUAAAGGUGAUCAAAUACUUAUUGGUGAGCCAACAAAUGGAUUUCUAAUGAAUAUACAUGAAUUACGCUCAUUGACUUGUAAUCAUUUAGAAAUCCAAUCGAAUAAAUUAAAAAUUCGUGUUUGGACAACACCUAUAUCACCUCACUAUGGACCAUUACAGAAUUACAGUUUAGUUAUACGUAACUGGAGUUUUCCAGCGUUUACCCACCUUCGGCUUAAUAAUGGUGAUUCAAUUUAUGCACAUAAUUUUUCUCACCCAACACAAAUAAUCAUUCUUAAAGGUGAAGAAUCUAUGCAACGAUGGAUCAAAACUAGUUCAUACAAGAGAGGAUAUGAAAAAUGCUGUGCAUGGUAUAUUCUACAGACAGAUGUAGAGAAUAGACAACAAAUAACAGUUGAACAAAAUGAUAUGUACACUUUAAUAAUGAGAACAUCUGCAUCGAUAGUCAAUUAUACAUAUCAUUUAAGCGAACCAUCAACAGUAGGAAGCGGAUAUAUUGAUUUAGUGCGUACGCGUUGGGCACCUAACCCUUGUGAUCCAGUCAUUUGUGAUGGUACAACAGCAACUCUAUGCAAAAUAACGUCAUCUCCGAAAAGUUACGUAAUUGACUAUACUGUAGAAACAAUGACAGCGCCAAACCUUGACUAUGCAAACGUUCACAUCAUUUGUUAUCCACGUCAUUGGAUAUUAGGAAUUAUGUUUGGUUUGCCAACUAUUCUAAUUGUAAGUCUGAUUCUUAUAACACAUGCAUGUAUUAAAAAACAAAAGAAACAGUUUAAAUUCUCUGAUACAAGUAUUCAACAAACACCUUUUACUGAUUUAAAUAUUAAACAAAUGAAAGGUAAAUAUGCAACUUCUAACGAGAACCAAAAUCAUGCAUUUGAAUUUGAUCUAGUGUAAAACUCACUGGCAACUGGUUUAUCUUACAACACUUUGUUGUAGUUGCAGUUAUAAUCGAUGACAUUAUUGAUUCCUUUAUAUUUUUAUUACCAUAAUGUAGCGCUUCUAUUGCUGAUAACUGCAAAUCUUCAGCGUAAUUAUUUAAUUUCUCAUCUAAGAAAUCACAUAGUUUUGCUCCAAAACCUUCUAAAAUUUUACAUUCUUUUCCACUUUGUAACAAUAGUGGGUAUUUUUUAAGUGAAGAAAGAGCCUAGAAAAGAAAAUAACAAAGUUCAUAAAUCAAAUUAAUAUUGUCCUACCUUUCUGUAAGCAUAGUAUGAUUUGGCAUCUUUGACAAAUGCAUUUUCCAUAGCUUCGGUUAUCCAACUUUGAAAUAAAAGAUUUGGUCCACCA
Molecule: messenger RNA, 1744 nt
Organism: Schistosoma haematobium
Lineage: Eukaryota; Metazoa; Platyhelminthes; Trematoda; Strigeidida; Schistosomatidae
Exons: 2
Coding region: 182-1351 (389 amino acids)
Source: RefSeq, a predicted model, not a curated record